Astrephomene gubernaculifera is the source of this 1424-nucleotide messenger RNA. NCBI's taxonomy places the organism in Eukaryota, Viridiplantae, Chlorophyta, Chlorophyceae, Chlamydomonadales, Astrephomenaceae. The record is from the annotation of a GenBank genome assembly.
CCGAAACCAGGCCGAAGCCCAUAGAAACCCCCCUAGUGCUUAAGAGGAACCACCGUACCGUAGCUUGGCGUACUAAGACCUGUGCCCAGUACUUUCCUUUUGUGGUUGCACUUAGCGGAGGGUAAUGACAGAGCUCGAUAGUUGUAAAAAGCAGCCUUCCUCCGCCGCAGAUCCUCUUGUGCUUGUAGCUGGAGCAGCUCGCACAGGAAAGAGCACUCUCGUCCACAGCAUCACAGGAAAAGUUGCAACUUCUCAACAAAAGAUAAGUAACUGGAACAUAAUUAAUAAAUACUACUCGGCAAACGUGGUGUUUUGCGAGACUGUUGGCGAAAAAGUCAGCAACGGAAGCCACCCAGAGGCCCUGGUGCUGGUUUUCAGCCUUACCGACUCUGGCAGUUUUUCCCAUGUUCAACAUGUAGCAAAGAGCUUUAACCUAGAGGCAAUCGAAGUGAAGCUGCUGUGUGGAACGCACGCUGAUGCCCUAUUGGAAGUGGAUGCAGCCCCGGAGCGGCUUGAGACAUCUCUACAGAAAGCUUUGUACCAGGAAGCAGCCAGUUGGUCGAUUGAGCACAGGUUCGAGUUUAUCGCUUGCUGCCCAGGCGUCCCCGCUACGGAUGCUGUCCUAGCCCUGGAAGGCGUUCAGCAAGGAGUGCGCCGCGUCGUGGAGGCACUCCAGUCGCACACCUGGUCAAACUUAACCCUAGCCGAGCGACAAAGACAUCAACCAGAUGCCGUUAUGGCGUCUGGUUUUCCAGCCGUUAGCUCAAGUGGAGCUGGAAAGGGCGCACCUGAGCCUACAGCUGCAGCGGAAAGCGGGAAAAAGCAAGGUCCUAUCACCCCGACUUCCGUAUGUGACCAAUGGGAGGAGCAGCAGCGUGAGGUUGACAACGCAGACACUGUGGAUGCGGAAGUGGAGCACACGGUGGAGGGCCUGGAGCGGCUCAUAGAGGACUUGCAAGGUCACAAGGCCCGGCUGGCUUCACUUCCUGACGACGAGCGGAGGAAGCAAGCUGGAGCCAUAGCACUACACAUGCUUGAGAUGCUGGGCCUACACGAUGAGGAGAGCAGCGGGGAGGAAGGGGGAUAAGGCAUGAGCAGAGGUGGAAGGCAGUGGGAAAGCGGCCUGAAAGAUGGAUUGACUCAUGGUUUGUGUGGAGGCCCUCUUACCGUAUAGGAGGAAAGAGUUGCAGGUGUGUGUAUAGUGUUGCCUCGCCUGACACAAGCUAAAGAUGCUAGGCAAUCUGUAGUUGUUGCCCGCCGAAGCAAUUGUUACAGCCGUCAUUGCUGGAUAUAUGCUCCUACGGUGGUUGGCUGCCAACUUCAGUAAGCUGUUACGAGGUACGAUCGGUGGUGGGAAUUGCAAAUACAAACCUUCAGUCUUACAGGUGAGGUGAGAUGUUUCCAAAUAUGCUUUGGAGGAUUUC